AUGACCUCGAACAACCCCCCUUCUACAACCCCAACUACUCCAACCUCUGCCCUCGUCAAUAACCUCUUCACCCCUGACAACCGCAUCCCCGUCCCUCGCGUCUUGCUCCCUCCGGCGAGUAUUCAGAUGUCUCUGGAGAAUGGCAAUGCCUGGGCUCAGAUGAAAGCCAAGGAGAAGCUGCAGAAGAAGCAGCAGGCUCUGGAAAAAGUCGCCAUCCCCCUCAAAGGCCCCGUCAUGCCAAAGCCACCCCCCAAGCCAGCCGGCGAUUACCGCAAAUUCUCUGGCCUGAACUACGACCAGGAACUGGCUCUGCCUAUGCCCAAGCCGCCCCCUCGUGGUCAAUCCGACAAGGUACCCCCCGCGACCCCGGAGCCCAAACCCACCGCGCAUAAACUGCACAAGCGUGGUAGUCCUGGAAAUACCAUGGACGAGAGAGACGACAAGGACAAGGAGAGAGAUAAGGAUAAAGAGAAAGAGAAGAAGAAAUCGCGCGUCGCAGCCCUCAAAUCCAAAUUCUCCCUCAAGGAUAUCGGAAAGGAUCUCCGUAAGGAUGGUCCCCUGACCAGCUUGCCGGCUAUCCCCCACAGUGGGAGCGAGGGCGGCAGCGAUGACGAACAGACUCCUAAGACGGUCGUCUCUGUCACUCAUGAUAUCCAGAAGACCCGUCUCUAUGUUCCCAAAUUGGAGGAUACCGGCGUGCAUCCCAUGUCGGCGCCUGCGAAGCUGACGUCCAACUGUGAGCCGAGACCGCUUCUUUCUCCGGAUGAGACUACCCCCCUUCGUUCGGCGGGGGUGCAGAUUCCGGAGUACGUGUCUGCAAAGGGCACCGACAGUUCCCUCUUCGAGGAGUCGCCCGCUGCCAACCGCGCAGCGAAGCUCAACAAGAAUGCCCCGGAUUCGUUUGAUACGCCCAAGGCCCCGCCUAGCACCCCAGAGAGUGUGGCUCAGCUGCCUGCUGUUUGCUACUCUCCGUCUUUGUACGAGGACGAUCGUAUUGCUAGGCCGCACUCGCCUGGCGAGGACACCGAGGCGGAGCCCCCCAAGCCAGGACAAGUUGGCACUGCUGAGCAGAAAGACAUCGAUGCUCCUGCUUCAGCUACCAACGCCAAUGCAGACCAGGCAGAUCAGGAUGACACCACUGAGCGGAAAGCCAUUGAUACUCCUGCUCCAUCUACUGAACCCAAGGCCAAUACAACCAAAGCAGGCCCGGAUGCCACCGCCACCCAGAAGAAAGUCGCGGAGACUCUGGCUGCCCUAGCGACCAUACCCAAGACCGACUACACCUAUCCAUUCAUCGUGUCAUCCGACCCAAGGCCGCCUCAGACGAACGUCCCUACGACCGCAUCUCACUAUGAAAACACCCCUUUCACUGCCACCCCCGCUGAAAAUGCCCCCAUCCCGAUGGCGUUCGACCACCAGGCAUCCAUGUCCACCGCCGCAGUCUACGACCCCAACCAAACCUGGUGGCACCAGCAUGCCCUCUCCGCCCACGAGCAGUACGCCCCCUACGCCUACACCAGCUACGGCGGGUACGCGCCGCCGCCUCCUGUCCCGGGCUACCAGAACACCAUGUCGCUGGAGCAGCAGCUCACCGACAAUGUCAACUCUCUGCACCACCACAUAACGGGGGCCAUCACCAAGAUCAACAAGACCUUCGAUAGCACGCACAGCCGCACACUGGACCAGAUCAUGCCCCAGCUGGAGAGCAUCACUGAUGCGAUUCGCGGCUGGAAUAGCGAGGCUGCAAGAAUUAGGGAGUUGAACCAUGCGAUGGGCCAGUUCCGCUACCAGGUUGCUGUCAUGCAGGACCAGAUGUUCCAUGUCAAUCAGAGUCUCUCGCUGCUUGUUAGUGGGGUGGACACUCUGCAGAGAGAUGCCUCUAGAAGGGAGAAUGGGGGAGAGGGAAAGCCUAGGGGAAGGAAUCAGCAGGCGAGAAAGGGUCCUACGCCUGCUGGCCGUAGAACCACCAACAGGAGAGACAACCGUUCUUCUACUGUUGCUUCUUCUGCGGAGCGCGAGACUAGUGAUAUUGGCGAUAACGUCCCAACUCCAGUUGCUGCGUUCCGUACGCCCAUUCCUUCGUUCAUCCAGGACUCCAACGCCCAGAUUGAGCCGAACAACACCAAGGACGCCAACGAAGAAAAUAACAAGCGCAAAGACGGCACAAAAGACAAAUACUACCUGCGCACCCGACCCAACUACCCCAAACGAUCCGACAAGGGGUCUUGCAACGAGGCAAGGACAGACUCUGGGGCCACCAAAGCGGCAGACACCACCAAAGACACCACCCCGAACAAUGCUGCAGCAGCAGGAACAAUUACAACCCAGUCCGACACCGAGACCAAAGAAACCUCCCCUCUGUCGCCCAUGUCCAUCGCCAGCGAGCACCGUCUCAACGAGCACAACGCCAACCACGCUCCGAUUCCGAUCCCUGCUGCUGCGUCCGCAACCCCACAGAGACGCAACCUACGCGGCUCGGUCUCGCUCCAGAACUUCAACGUCGGUAACCCUUACGCUCCUGCUCAGGCGACUUAUCAGCCGUAUAGAGUUCCUGGGUCGGGGCCUCAGUACCCUUCUGUUAGUGGUGGUGGUGGUGGUGGUGGUGGUAAUCAUGGAAGAGGUGGUGCAGGGAUGCAGUGUGGUCGUCCUGGGUCUGGACCUGGACCUACUGUCCCUAAUACACCUCAUAUGCAAUAUGCUGGUGGAUGGAAUGGCUAUAGCUAUGGGAAUGGUCAUGGGAUGUCGUGGUAUUAUGGACAGGAGCAGGGCCUGGCGUAUGGCGCGUGGUAG
Molecule: messenger RNA, 2790 nt
Organism: Aspergillus candidus
Lineage: Eukaryota; Fungi; Ascomycota; Eurotiomycetes; Eurotiales; Aspergillaceae
Exons: 3
Coding region: 1-2790 (929 amino acids)
Source: RefSeq, a predicted model, not a curated record